This is a messenger RNA of Raphanus sativus (radish), 1690 nucleotides long. RefSeq names its product beta-glucosidase 3. NCBI's taxonomy places the organism in Eukaryota, Viridiplantae, Streptophyta, Magnoliopsida, Brassicales, Brassicaceae. Gene Ontology annotation, molecular function: beta-glucosidase activity. Gene Ontology annotation, biological process: carbohydrate metabolic process. The record is from RefSeq and is a predicted model, not a curated record.
UGGUCACACAAAUAACUAGAGCCGGUAAGUGGAAGGUUUUGUCUACUUUAUGGUUUACACGAACCAUGCAUGGAGCCAGCCAAGAAAGAGAGGAAUGGAUCGGAUUACCAUAUUCCUCCUGGCAGCUACUCUCGCUACUGUGAGAUGCGGCUGCGAUGCUAAUUACACCAGAUACGAUUUCCCUCACGGCUUCGCUUUCGGAUCCGGCACUUCUGCUUAUCAGUGGGAAGGAGCUUUCGAUGAAGAUGGGAAAAAGCCUAGCGUCUGGGAUACUUAUGUUCACUCUCGUAACUUAGAUAAUGGAGACAUAGCUUGCGAUGGGUAUCACAAGUACAAGGAAGAUGUGCAGCUGAUGGUGGAAACUGGCUUAGAUGCAUUCAGAUUCUCCAUCUCUUGGUCUAGGCUUAUACCCAAUGGGAGAGGUCCUGUUAACUCAAAAGGUCUACAGUUCUACAGGAACUUCAUCCAUGAACUUGUAACCCACGAACACCCGUAUUCAUAUUUAUAUCCAAUUACUUAUUUCCGCGGGGCUAAGAGUUUGGUUCUGAACUUUUAUGUAGGUGAAUAUGAAGGAUGGCUUAAUCGCAGAAUUAUCAAAGACUUUACUGCGUAUGCAGAUGUUUGCUUCAGAGAGUUUGGAAACCAAGUAAAAUUCUGGACCACAAUCAACGAGGCUAAUAUAUUCACUAUUGGAGGUUACGAUGGUGGGGGUACACCACCUGGUCGUUGUUCUACCUGCUUUUCAGGCAACUCUUCCACUGAACCAUAUAUCGUAGCCCAUAAUUUGCUGCUUGCGCACGCCUCUACUUCAAGGCUAUACAAGCAAAAGUACAAGGAUACGCAAGGAGGUUCUGUAGGAUUCAGCAUAUUUGCAAUAGGAUUCAGACCUAGUACUAACUCCAAGGAUGAUGAAAUGGCAGUUCAAAGAUUCAAAGAUUUCUUCUUCGCCUGGAUGCUUGGGCCUCUUACAUAUGGAGACUAUCCGGAUGAAAUGAAAAGAACCAUUGGAACAAGACUGCCAGUUUUCACAAAGGAAGAAUCAGAACAAGUUAAAGGCUCAUCUGACUUUGUAGGAGUCAUUCACUAUCUUGCGGCUUCUGUCUCAGACGCCAAAUCAAAACCUUUUCUUCCAGGAGACUCGAGAUUCUUCGCAGACAUGGGCGUAUCAUUGACAUACGCUGGGAAUUUCACAGCCUUUGAGUAUGAAGUUGCUCCAUGGGCUAUGGAAGGUGUCCUGGAGUAUAUAAAGCAGAGCUAUGGCAAUCCCCCUGUCUACAUUCUUGAGAAUGGUAAACCGAUGAAGCAAGAUUUGCAGCUGCAGCAGGAGGACACACCAAGGGUUGAGUUCUUACAUGCUUACAUGGGUGCUGUCCUCAAAGCCGUUAGGAAUGGGUCAGACACAAGAGGCUACUUCGUAUGGUCAUUUAUGGACCUGUAUGAGUUACUGAGUGGAUACAAGUUCAGUUUUGGACUCUACUCUGUGAAUUUCAGUCAUCCUCAUCGCAAGAGAUCUCCAAAACUGUCUGCACAUUGGUACUCUGCUUUUCUCAAGGGCAAAACCACCUUUCUUGCUUCCCAAGACAUCAUGCAAUUGUGUCUUCUCCACCCACUUCCUAGUAGUUUCAUUUAGCUGUCCAGUUUUUAUUAUUGAAUAAAAGAUUUAAGUUAGCUUGGGGUGAUUUGAGUAUAA